AUGAUAUCACUAGAGGCCGCCAGAGAUGCCGGCUGCUCACUAUUUGUCUUACUAAAUGGAUAUGUCGCGUUCCUGUCAAAUUUAUCGGCAAAGAUCUCAUCACCCAUCAACCAAUAUGCUUCGUCAGCUUUCCCAGGCAGUUACGCAAACCAUACCCUCUACUACCCAUAUUUCUUUCUUACCAACUGCUCGCGGUACACCGAGUUAAUAUCAACUUCUAACACUUCAAAUUCUGAUUACUAUUACCGUCAGUACUUGUCAAUUUUCUCAAACUUGACCUCGCUGGGAAAUAGUCUGGAAACGGCCACCAUCGUCAGUAAUAUCAUCGCCGAAGGGUCGCUGGCAAUAAGAAACUCCUUCCCCGAUGGGUUCAUCUCGAUUUGCUACGUGGUUUGUGCGGUAACUGUGGCCGCUUGGUCGCUAGUUUUAUUGCUUGUAUUACUGACAAACCCAAGAUCUAAACUCGCGAAUUUCUUGACGUUAUUCUACGCGAUUGCAGUAUCGGUUCUCCUAAGCAAGACCACCCUGCUCUUAGAUGAGCAGUUCGUUGCCAACUACCAAGACGCUGACCAAUUCAGCGGACGUGUAUUGCGUGAUAAAGUAGCGUAUACCCUUACUGCGUUGGUCAAGACGUUCAGUUGCCUUGCCUGGGGUCAACUAUCGGUAAUAUUGUCCCCGGUUAGAUUCCACAAGAAGCUACGAAUCACCACGCUGCUCACGGCAAUUUUGUUAUUAAUCUUUAAUAUGUUGCACUACACCUACCCGGAACCACGCCAGGGAAUGGUGUUUGAAUUCUACUAUGUCAUGGUCACCCUUAUUGAUCUCGCAAUAUACUUUUCAUUUGCCGGGGGAAUAUAUCUAUACAUUUACACUAAACGACAGUUUUCUUUAUCGAGGCAAGUGGCGCCAAUGAGUGUGUUUACCGGUUUCAUUCUAACGGGACCCCCGAUUUUUUACUUGACAUAUGUGGUGUGUGAUGAGAUCGAUAAUUGGGCAACCAUCAUUACCGAUUUCUUCCUGGUGUUAAUCACCAUCUUGGUAUGGGAAUUACACGCUAAAAUCACGAUUGGAGAAAAAAGACAUGAGAGAAGAACAGUAUUGGGUAGAGCCAUCAGGCACGAUGAAUUGCCAAUAUCCCAUGAUGGGUUGGCCAAAGGCGGAUUAUCGAUCGCCAGUAAUAACCCUGGAACAAAAUCCCGGCAUAUUGGAUACUUUACCAAUCCGAUCCUACGAACGAUGCACCAUCGUCGUAAGAUUCGUGAGCUAAGACCAUUAGACUCUCCAGAAACGAAAAGGAAGAAGAUGAUGAAGAUCCAAAGAAGGAAGGGGAAGGAUGGCGAUGGUGAUAAUACCAAACAGAGUGGUCUGGAAGUUCAAUUACAUAAUUUGACAGAAAUUCAGCUAAGCACUCCAGUGGGCAAUGAGGAUUUGAGGGACCAGAAUAGUGGCGAUACUGACUCGACCACUGGGGAAGGAUUGAAUACCUUCACCGAAAAUGAUAUCUAUGAUAUUCCAGCUGGAAGCAGAAGGAAAGAUGAUGGUGAUUUUGGCUGUGGUUAUGAUGAUGCCAAUCCACUAGAUAUUAUAACUGAGCAAGUAUGGGAAGAUGAGGAUGAAGAAGAAGGUACUCCGGGAAUUGUGACUCACGACACGCGAGGCUAG
Molecule: messenger RNA, 1662 nt
Organism: Saccharomycopsis crataegensis
Lineage: Eukaryota; Fungi; Ascomycota; Saccharomycetes; Ascoideales; Saccharomycopsidaceae
Gene: DFG16
Product: Dfg16p
Exons: 1
Coding region: 1-1662 (553 amino acids)
Biological process (GO): cellular response to pH
Cellular component (GO): plasma membrane
Source: RefSeq, a predicted model, not a curated record